GGAACACACACAAUUCGGAAUAUCUAUUAUUAAUUAUUUUUAAUUUAUUCAAAUUUACUGUUCAUUUCAAUUCUGAGUAAGUUCUGACCACAAAUGCAAUUCAUGGAGGAUUCCCUGCCUACCUUAAUUACCUGAAAUACUAAAAUAACUAAAUAAUUAAGUUAAGCAUAAUGUAAGCAUAAAUGAGUCUUGUUCAUUGUUAGUCUUUCUUCCUAUCAUGCCUAGAUCUUUCGAGGAUGUGUAUAAUUCAGUUUACAUAAAUGAAGAUAUUUGGCGCAGUGACCAUACAACAGGCAUAUGGAACAAUAAGACCUUCUGCCUUCUAGGCUUCAAUGACUCUCUUGAGAGUUGCAAGAAGUUGGUUAUCAAGAUUCUUGAAUCCCUUGUUACCAGAGGUGCCAACGUCCUCAAAUACCCUAACAAAAAGCUAGAUGUAAAGAGACUCAGCAUCACGUAUUACUUGUGCAACUACUCCGUGGGCUAUGAAUCAAAACCUCCAAACUCACUAGACUAUAAGCUUGUCACUCCCAUUUGGCUUUACAGCUGUAACAGAGAUAACAAGGUCUACUUGAAUGAAACACCUCCUUUUUUCAGAGCCAACAGGAGCUUUAAUUGCUUAAAAUUCAAAAGAACGGGUUUAAAAGUAUCUUUGUUUGGUAGUUUCAAGAAUAAACCGGAUUCAUCCACUGAGGAUACCUUAAAUUAUAUAAGGUAUAGCUUUGACACAUUGGUCAGGUUCAUAUCGCAUUGUGGGUUCACUUUCCUGGAACCCUCAAAUUUAAAGAAAGAAAAUUGUAAGAAAGAUAAUAAAUUAUAUUUACUCUUCUGUAAGACUUUUGACGAGAGUAUUGACGACCAUGUUGUAAACCUUUCAACUUCUAUACCAUGUUUGAGUAUCGAGUGGCUCUUCGACUCGUAUUUAUCAGGCGAGUUAAGGGAGAUUAAGAACUACCUCGUCACACCUCAAAAAUUCAAUGCUAAACCAGCACCUAAGAAACGUAAAAAUGUCAGGGGAGGGUAUGGAAACAAGGUUUUGUGUUUUUCAUACGGUUUUGCCGUUGAAAAUGAACUUAACAAGACUGAUUUUAAGGACUUUGGCUCAGUUGCAGCCUACGUUGUUAACCCUAUUUACGUCUUAGCUCCGUGGUCUCUUGAUACCAAGGAUAAUGAUCUCAAGAAAAUGUACAACAGCAUAUCUCUAGUGGAGGAUAACAAGUUGCUACUCUUCGUAUCAAGGUCUGAGAGUAGUCAUGAGGGGAUGGGUAUCUUCGGGGAGCUAUCAAUGCUGGUUGAGAACUGCGCUCCAAAACUGGGUAAAAACCUGGUUCGACAUGUUAAAAUCUACAACUCCUUUGACACCACCGAUGAACACUUUUUCGACAUCCCAUCUGAACUCCUGGCUGGAAACAAGCUGCAAAUAUUCGAAAGGAGUGGAAACGUAAACCUAUAUGACUUGGCUGAGAGCAUUACUUUUGUCGACAUCGAUAACUUAUCUCAGUACCAGGACGAGAUUGGUUCGGAGACAACUCAGGAACUACAUGACAUGAUUGAAGAGUUUUCCAACGGCUUGAAGGAGUCUGAGCUGCGAUGGAGACAAAUUUCUCGCCUAGAAUGAAGAGUUUAGGUGUUCGGAGAGAGCGAAUUGUAGGUUGGCGAGGUUUGCCAAGUAGGCGAUCUGAACAAAUAUAAAUUAUAAAACUUUAAAAUUACCAUGAGGUUAUCCUGGAGUGAAAGCUCGCAUAUUUUCUCUAUCUUUUUCAGGUUCAUCAGCUUCUCCGUUGAGACUGUCUUCAACAAAAACCUUCCAACUUCCGGGUAUAUCUUAGAAUUACCCUUUUCCUGCAAUUAAUUUAUUCACCCCUCAAAUCGUGUCUUUUGUAAUUAUUACUUACCAUUGCGUUUUCAACUAAUUUUAUACACUUGUCAAUAA
Molecule: messenger RNA, 1930 nt
Organism: Theileria parva strain Muguga
Lineage: Eukaryota; Apicomplexa; Aconoidasida; Piroplasmida; Theileriidae
Exons: 7
Coding region: 218-1615 (465 amino acids)
Source: RefSeq, a predicted model, not a curated record